AUGGCCACCGAAGCCCCUAUAUGCCCGCCGGCUGCGCCUGCUCCCAAUGGGGGACCCAUGCCCGCAUUGACAGACGAUGCGCUCGCCGAAGUGCGCAAGAUGUUCACAGCAGAACAGUACGAGAAGACAAAGUCCUUCGUCACCAUGUUCUGCUCAGCUCAGGGUGGUUCAUCACUCCGUGCCGUCGCGGUCGCCCAGUCCCUCACCCGUUCCAUGUCCGUCCCCAGCGAAGCCCUUGCACCAGCACCAGCACCUACCAAACCCACCAAACCUCCCGUAGCACCGAUCAAGCGCGAACCCUCCCGUACUUCCAUGACCCACGAGUUUGAAAACGCGUCCAGCACAGCGACCCCUGUUAUCCCGUCGCCUGCCUCAGACAGCUCUGGCUUCGGUAAACUUCGUAUAUCCCUAAGCGACGCGGCGGAACAUCUUUCGCAGAGGGAACGAGAUCGCAGGAAGGAGAAGAGACGUAGAUUUGAUGAAGCUGUCCCGCCCCUCCAGUUCACACAGCAGCCCCAAUAUGCGCCGGCAUACGCUAUGGCUAAUUUUGCUAUCAAGGUCGAACCUCCCACGUAUGCGAUGGAUUUCUUUACUCAACCACUUAUGCCGUCCAACGCUCAGCACGCCUUCAAGCGAACCAUGUCGGACUCUGCCGCGUAUCAACGGCCCGUCCCUACGAUGGAACAGUUCAUGGAGGAGAAAGAGCGGCGCGAAGCUGCGGCUCGCUCCUCUGCUCUUCUCAGGCCUGGCAUUGGCUUACCUGUGCACGAGGAUGACGAUGAAUACCCGCAUUCGCUAGAACAAGAUUCGCCGUCUCCUUCCCCUGCGAUGUCGUAUGCCAGCCUUCCCAACCAACACCAUCAGCUACAGUACCCAUAUCAGUACGCUUCACAACAAGAUAUGGCAAGCCUCUAUGCACCCGCCAGUGCAUACGCUUCGCACAUGGCAGCAACGGUGACCCCGCAAAAGAACAUCAAGUCCAUCCCUCCUACUUCCUCCCCCUACCAUGCAGACCAAGUCACUCCUGCGCCGUUUCCGAUACCUUCAGGACCGAGGUCUACGGCCAAGCCCGCAUGGUCGUAUGCCGCCUUGAUUGGACAAGCGAUCACCGCUGCUCCCAGUAACCGCGCGAGCUUGAGCCAGAUAUAUAACUGGAUCAGUACCGCUUAUCCUUUCUACAAGCGAAGCGAGGCUGGCUGGCAAAAUUCGAUCAGGCACAACCUCAGCUUAAAUGAAUGUUUCGUUAAGAUCAAGCGCGAAGAGGGUGAAAAAGGGAAAGGCUGCUGGUGGGGCAUCCGUCCAGGUGACGAAGAAUGCUUCGCCGGUGGUGGUUUCCGCAAGAAAGGCUCUGCCGCACGGGCCCCCAGUACUUCCGUCACACAGCGUAACAGCAGCGAAAGCGAUCAGAGCCGCAAGCGUAAGGCUCCUCCUGAGUAUGACGAUUCCGAGGAAGAGUCAACAGCGCCACCUCCCAGGCGUCCAGUCGAUCGCGCGAUCAAGCAGGAACCGCCUAUCGUGUGGGCUGUUCCGGACGCCUAUGAUAUGCCCGCACCUCCAACACAUGUACCUAGAGCCCAAGCACCUGCCCAGCAUCACACCCCAGUUCGCCCCGUCUCCUCCCUCCCGCCUCUGUCCCAGCAGUUCCCGAACAUGCCCGGUCUGACUCCCACCGUAUCGAGUCCACCUUCUUCCUCCCCUAUGGGCGCACUUCAUACCGGCUCAAUACUCCCGCCUGGAUACAGCGUGCCUUCAAAACUUGCCGCCUUGGCUCCGAGCUUCGAGCUCUCACCAAAACCGAUCAAGGGCAGAGAUUAUAAACGAGAAAGAAUACCUUUGCAGCCGAAGUUUGAGCAUCUGGAUGGAAGGACGGACGAGCACGGAAUGUCGCCCUUCACGUUGCUAACCCAGUCUGCAUUCAAGGAGAUCUCACCGAACUCUGGAUCAAUCCCUCUACCCUUACUGCCCAAGACAUCAACAAUAACAAACAUGGGUCCGCCAGCGACACCAAAGCGUCCAGAGAUCAAGCGACCGCGUACGCCACCUUCCAAGGUGUCCGAAAUCAUCUCGAACCCUUCAAAGUCGGACCGUCGCCUGCCUACCAUACCUGGUUUGCAGGAGGCCCUCUCCACCCCGCCAGCUAGGAAGUUGAUGGCGUACGACGAACUGCAGUUGUUAACGCCGUCCCGCAUUGGUGGCUCCCAUGGUCGCAGCGUUUCUGCCUCCGGCAUCUUCCCAAGUCCCUCGCGAUUUGCCGCCCUCAACUCAACACCUUCUCGGGGUGUUUUCGGCUCACCAGGUGGAUCAUCACUCUUCGGCACUCCGCUUGGUCGCGCCCUCGCCCAAAAGUGGGACAUGUCCGACCCCGCGACCCAGGCGAACGAGGACCUGCAAAUGUUCAUAUCGAGUGGUACAAAGCUCGGCCUGUUUGAGAGCCCCGUGCGUGGAUCAGGCAGCAGGUCUGGUUGGGACAGCCCGGGGUUCGACAACUGGUAGUUUUCUCCUUCGCUUUUGGGUCAAGGUCGCUUUCGUACAUAUAUACCCUUGUCUACCAUUCUUCCUUCGCGUCUCGCGCUGCCUUUUUCUCCUGCCUUGCGAUAUCACAUACACAUGUGGGUACGUUGUUCUUGUUUCCUUGCGUCUCCUCUGCUCAGGACUGUAUCUAUGCUCAUGACCUCCGAUUUGACUAUCGGCUACUUUCCUCUCCCC
This is a messenger RNA of Dacryopinax primogenitus, 2706 nucleotides long. RefSeq lists its product as uncharacterized. The coding region runs from base 1 to 2493 and encodes 830 amino acids. Gene Ontology annotation, molecular function: DNA-binding transcription factor activity, RNA polymerase II-specific; RNA polymerase II cis-regulatory region sequence-specific DNA binding. Gene Ontology annotation, biological process: regulation of transcription by RNA polymerase II. The record is from RefSeq and is a predicted model, not a curated record. NCBI's taxonomy places the organism in Eukaryota, Fungi, Basidiomycota, Dacrymycetes, Dacrymycetales, Dacrymycetaceae. The transcript is spliced from 2 exons.